Messenger RNA from Entamoeba nuttalli P19, 1230 nucleotides. Its product is annotated as ATP-binding cassette sub-family G1 protein, putative. The transcript has a single exon. The coding region runs from base 1 to 1230 and encodes 409 amino acids. Gene Ontology annotation, molecular function: ABC-type transporter activity. The record is from RefSeq and is a predicted model, not a curated record. Gene Ontology annotation, cellular component: membrane. Lineage: Eukaryota; Evosea; Mastigamoebida; Endamoebidae.
AUGGUGCAUGUUUGUUGUAUUCUCAUAGGAUAUCCUAAAGUAAUUAUUUUAAAUUAUUUAAAAUAUCCUUGUCAUGAAAUCAUAAGUGGACUAAAGUAUAUUUCUCAUUUUGUACCAACUAUUCUUGUUUUUCCUGAAAUAAAUCAUGAUUAUUUCUUUUGUGACUAUGUUAUUUCUGAACAAGAAACAGUUGAAUAUAAUCGUCAACUUUAUCAAUUAAAAGAAGAUAUUCUCCAAAUAAUUGAAUCAGUCUAUCCUAUGACAAAUCAUCAUUAUUUUGAAGAGUUUUAUCAUUGCGUUGUAGAGUGGACCUAUCAAUUCAUUAAAAUUACUAAAAAAAAGUAUCGAACUGGAUGGAAAUAUCCCAUAAACAUUUUCCUUCAUCUUUUUCUCUUUACAAUUGGAGGUAUUUCUAUUGGAACAAUAUUUCUAUUAAUAAACUACAACCAAACAACAUUAAUUCAAAAACUAAAUGUUCUUUACUUUGCAACUAUUAGUAAAACAUUAUUUACUAUUGACCAAGUUAUUUAUUCAGUAAAUAAUAUGGUUCAAAUACGAAAAGAAAGUCAAAUGCAUAAGGUUUAUGCUUCAGCUUAUAUUCUUGCAGACUAUAUUUUCAACCUACCAACAAUGGUAUUAAACCCAACAUUAUUUGAUAUUGUGUUUUAUCCUUUUGUUGAUUUCCAACCUUCAUUUUGGAGGUUUUUAAAAUAUUGGUUUACGUCUUUAUUAUCAUCUCAAAUAAAUGUUACUAUGAGUGCAUUAAUUGGGUAUAUCAUCAUUAAUAAAAAGGUUGGUACUUUUUUAGAAAUAGCAACUAUUUAUACUUUAAUGCUAUUUAGUGGAACGAUCAAGAAUUACUCAAAUCUUCCUAGAUGGUUGAAAUGGAUUUACACCAUUAGUUAUUAUAGAAUUACACGAAAUAUUUGUUUAUGUAUAUUCUUUGAUGGAGUUGAUUUAUUAUGUGAUGAAGAAGAUAUUCGUUUAAAUAAUUGUUUAUAUCAAAACGGUAAUGACUUUCUUAAAAAACUUAAAGUCAAUACAGACAUUCUCAAACAAAUGUUAUUUCUUUUUAUUUGGAUAAUCUGCUUAAGAAUUGGAGCAGUAGUAUUAAUUCGUCUUCACUUAUUCUUGGAUUUUCAUAAUCUAAAUAUUCCAUCAUUUGGAUAUUUCUAUUCAAGCCAUCUUCAUUAUUUUUUCCACUCUUUAGUGAAUAACUUAACACACUAG